CGUGACGAUUUCCGGUCCUUUUCAGGAUGGCGGCCAUCCCUUAACAACAUGUGCGAGUUGUAGCAGCGUGUUUAACUUUUUAAUUGUGUCUUUUACGUAAGGUCUUCGCAAGCUUGACAAUGGAUACCGAGAAGCCAAGUGAGAAUGAACAGAAAGCAACCGCCGAGAUGGACUGUCAGAGCUUGGACAGCGAAUUUAAAAAGGUAAAAUCCAAAAAGAACAAGAAACGCAAGAGGCAAGUGGAAGAGGGAGAAAUGGACACAGAGGACGCUGUGGCACGAAAGAGGCCGGAGUUUCCUCCUAUUUCUGGAGACAAACUGAUGGGUAAUUCAGAUGAAGUACGGAAAAUCCCUGUACCCGGUCAUCGGUACACUCCUCUGAAAGAAAACUGGUUAAAGAUUUUUACUCCGAUCGUUGAACACCUACAGCUUCAAGUCAGGUUUAACCUGAAAACAAGGAAUGUCGAAAUCAAAACCUGUAAAGAAACACAAGACAUCGGUGCGCUGACAAAAGCCGCAGAUUUUGUGAAAGCUUUUGUACUAGGCUUUCAAGUUGAGGAUGCUCUUGCACUAAUAAGAUUAGACGAGCUGUUUCUUGAAUCCUUUGACGUCACAGAUGUUAAACCACUCAAAGGAGACCACUUAUCCAGAGCUGUUGGAAGAAUAGCAGGCAAGGGAGGGAAAACCAAAUUUACCAUAGAAAAUGUGACAAGGACUCGAAUUGUGCUUGCAGACACAAAAGUACAUAUAUUAGGAUCUUUCCAGAAUAUAAAGAUGGCACGGACUGCUAUUUGCAACCUCAUCUUAGGAAGUCCACCCUCAAAGGUUUAUGGCAAUAUACGGGCAGUGGCCUCCCGUGCUGCUGAGAGGUUCUAAUAUCGAAUUUCGGCGACGUGGGAUAAAGGUGGCACAAGUUUUUUUUGUGAUGGUAACUGAGGAAUGCUGGGAAUGUGACAUGACUUGGUCUGCUGACCUGCCAGGAACUGACUAGUCUUUGAGAACUGCAUGCAGCCUGAAAUGCGGGGUCCAUCCAGCGAAUGGAUGAUCCUCGUCGGUCGGCUGCCGCCGAGUUACUCAGAUGCAGUUUGUGAAUAAAAGGGUUUGUCCUCUGG
Messenger RNA from Brienomyrus brachyistius, 1111 nucleotides. RefSeq names its product partner of NOB1 homolog (gene pno1). Bases 120 to 875 code for a protein of 251 amino acids. Gene Ontology annotation, cellular component: nucleolus. Lineage: Eukaryota; Metazoa; Chordata; Actinopteri; Osteoglossiformes; Mormyridae. The record is from RefSeq and is a predicted model, not a curated record. The transcript has 7 exons. Gene Ontology annotation, molecular function: RNA binding.